Molecule: messenger RNA, 1966 nt
Organism: Drosophila grimshawi
Lineage: Eukaryota; Metazoa; Arthropoda; Insecta; Diptera; Drosophilidae
Gene: Cyp4ae1
Product: cytochrome P450 4ae1
Exons: 4
Coding region: 19-1539 (506 amino acids)
Molecular function (GO): iron ion binding; monooxygenase activity; heme binding
Source: RefSeq, a predicted model, not a curated record
AUUAUAGAUUGAGAAAUAAUGUUGGUGAUAAUCGCAGUGAUUGGUUUGCUAGUUUCGCUGCUGCGUCUGCUGUUGCAACUGUUGUGGCAGGAGCGAAAACAACGUGAGCAGUUGUCGAAUUUGGCGCCCAACGUGUCCCAGUUGCCGCUAAUUGGCGCCAUCUGGCAGAUGCGUGACUUUCAGCCGGACAAUUUGCACGAGAAGUUUGCGGCAUAUGUGCGGCGUUAUGGACGCAGCUUUGUGGCCACCACAUGUGGACGCAUCGUGCUGGUCACCUCGGAUCCGGGCCAUGUGGACGCGCUGCUGAUGAGCAAACAUCAGCUGCGCAAGGGCGUGCUGUAUGGCGCCCUCACCAGUUGGCUGGGCAACGGACUCCUGCUCAGCCGUGGCGAGAGCUGGCAUGCGAUGCGGAAAAUAAUUACGCCCACUUUCCACUUUAGCAUAUUGGAACAAUACAUCGAAAUCUUUGACAGACAGUCCAAUAUACUAGUGACCAAAUUGAAGCCAUUCGCUGCAGCUGCAGCUGCAGCAGAUCCACGGGAAGCGAUCAAUAUAUAUCCGCAUGUGUGCCUGGCUGCGCUGGACAUCAUCAGCGAGGCGGCGAUGGGCGUCUGCGUGAAUGCCCAGCUCAAUGUGGAUGCGCCCGUGGUGCAAGCUGUCAAAGACGUGACGAAUAUUUUGGCGACGCGUUUUAUGCGUCCGCAUUUGUUGCCGCCGCUGCUUUUCCGAUUGCUUUGGCCCGCUGGCUAUCGCAAGCAGAUCGCUGGUCUCCAGUGUCUUCAUCACUUUACCAACGCCAUCAUCGAGCGGCGUCGCCAACUCUUGGAGCAGCAACAACAGCUAAAGCAGGAGGCGCAGCAGUUGGGCAAAAGAUUUGCCUUAUUGGAUACAUUGUUACAGGCCCGCUUGGCUGGGGCAUCUUUAACGGAUGACCAGAUACGGGACGAGGUGAGCACGUUCAUCUUUGCCGGUCACGAUACGACCACAUCGGCUGUCUCCUUUUGCCUGUAUCUGUUGUCGCGACACGCAACCAUCCAGCAGCGUCUGUUCGAGGAACUUGCAGGAUAUUAUGGCAAGGAUUUGGAGCAACCGGUUUGCUACGGCGACUUUGCAGCACUGCCCUAUUUGCAUUGUGUCGUGAAGGAGUCGCUGCGUCUCUAUCCUCCCAUACCGGCAGUGAGUCGUUGCCUGGACAAGGAUCUGCUGUUAGGCGAGUCGCGGCUGCCGUCGGGCAGCAAUGUGAUUGUGCUGCUCUGGCAGCUGUUGCGCGAUGAGCAGCUCUACGCGGAUCCCCUACGCUUCUGGCCGGAAAGGCAUUUGGAUGCCGCCGGCAGAGAUUACAAUAUACCGUUCAGUGCUGGGCCACGGAAUUGCAUUGGGCAGCGUUUCGCACUGCUCGAGCUGAAGACGAUCGUCAUCCGGAUGCUGCGACAUUUUGAGCUGUUGCCGCUCGGUCUCGAUGUGAAGCCGUCCAUUAAAAUUGUGUUGCGUUCGGCGACUGGCGUCAACUUGGGCCUGAAACUGCGAUCCAAAAACUAAACACACAUCGCACUGUUAUCGAUUAAUGGCAUCGAUCAUUUUGUGUUAACACAUUGCACACUCCUGUUGCGCUAUCGAUAUAAAUAUGCAUGAUCGUCUUCAUAUCGGUAAGAAUUGAGCUGGUACGUUAGUGACAUCUAGUGUGGAAGAAUGUCAAAUAGGCAGCGCCACCUAUCGGUCAACAUGGAAAGAGAGUUGUAGGAGUAAGAGCGAGGAUGAACGAAAACAAGAACAAAAAAAGAGAAAAGAGAUAAAGGAAAAGGAAAAGGAGAAGGAGAAAGGCACCGCUACUCGCUCAUAACCUAUGUGAUAUCAGUGAUGCGCAACAGUGAUGCUCAUGCUGUGAAGGACAUUUUAGCUUACCGAAAAUAUUACCCAUUUAUAAUUAGAUAGUUUAGAUAAUUGAUAAUAAAUCAAAUAAAAUAUG